Messenger RNA from Exophiala aquamarina CBS 119918, 1242 nucleotides. RefSeq lists its product as uncharacterized. The transcript has a single exon. The record is from RefSeq and is a predicted model, not a curated record. Bases 1 to 1242 code for a protein of 413 amino acids. NCBI's taxonomy places the organism in Eukaryota, Fungi, Ascomycota, Eurotiomycetes, Chaetothyriales, Herpotrichiellaceae.
AUGAAUACGCACUCUUCUCCCAGCUCCCCCACCAAGCCGAGUCUCUUGAAACACUCCCCGCGACCCUCUUCAGACUUCUCGCACCAGCCGACGUCACCAUUCCUACACAACCUCACUUCCCGCCUACGCAAAGGCUCUAAUGCGAGCUCCCACUCCACUGGCGAGAAUCCCUCCCUACCUCACGACCCUAUAACCAAAACCGAGUCCACUCGCGCUGCCAGACGGGCUCUUUUGUCACAAGUACGAAAUGACUGGCAAUACCCUCCUGUUCCCGCAAGUGACUCCGGUGGCCCUCAGAGAGAGCCUACUGGCUAUCGCCUUCGAGAAGAAUCAUACUCCGACCUUGAAGCUGAAGAAGUCUUUGCAAGGCGCCGCACCAAGAAUGACCCCUAUAAAUUCGAGAAUCCCGAUUCAAUAGGUACUCAUCUCACGGAACGAAAGCGGAAACGACGGCGUCUAUUGGAAGAGGAAUUAAAAUGGAAUGAGGGCUUGCGUACAUGGUCGGAGAGGCGGGACGCCUGGACUGGUGCUGUCAAGCAAAAACCACGGAGCCAUCCGUCCCCCUCGUCUAAGAGCAAUGAGAGAGACCAUCGGUAUCACAGGUCUCGUCUGUCACAAUCCAUAACACAUGAACGCAAUGCAUCCCAGUCAACUGAGGGCUCCUGGCCUCUCUCACCUUCAUCACCAGCGCCAGGCGAGUCCUCGUCGAUCGAUUCCAUGGCCGAGUCACCCAUUGCCACAACGGAACCCAACCAUCUUUUCUCCCAUGAAGGACCAUGGCUACCGAUCUACCCGCCACUGAUACCUGAGGAGGACUCAAUCCGGCUACGCAUCAAACCUUCGGCCUACACCGCCAUCUACUCCAAAAUCGUCGUCCAAUCUCUUUCCCCGAAUGUUCCAAUCCCACUCACACACAUGAUCCCCGCGCUCGUGGAAGGUUGGAAAGCCGAGGGAAACUGGCCACCUCCGCCUUCGGCGCCAGCACCCCAGGACAUCAAAAAGGGACGCAAGUCAUCGACAUUCCUCCGCUGGCGCAAGGAGCACCAGGCAGAGAUGAAAGACGCCGAGGGAGUGACAUGCAACGAAGACGGGAAAUCUCGCGUCAGGAGGAGCAUCGGCAUGAUGAAGAAAGUCCUCGGUGCAGGCCACGGCGACGGGCUCGAGGAGUUAGGCAUUGAAUUCCAUGAGCAGGACAAGGCGGAGAUGGACAAGAACGCCACAUUGAACAAAGGUUUGGCGUAG